Messenger RNA from Haliotis rubra (blacklip abalone), 821 nucleotides. RefSeq lists its product as uncharacterized. The record is from RefSeq and is a predicted model, not a curated record. Bases 88 to 765 code for a protein of 225 amino acids. NCBI's taxonomy places the organism in Eukaryota, Metazoa, Mollusca, Gastropoda, Lepetellida, Haliotidae. The transcript has 5 exons.
AUGAAUACAGAAACACUUUCCUGCCAUAUCAUUGUUAGACAGUCACACCAUAUCUUGUUCUCGGGACCUUAGGCCAAACGAAAGAAGAUGAAAUUAAUUGUAGUUGUAGUUGUUCUGUUGGUAUACGUGGUGGCCAUGAUUGUCGAGAGUCAAGGAGAUGACAACAAGUACUUGCUCGAUGUGAAGCUUCCUCCGUUGGCAGACAGGGACGAAGAUCGUGAACUCGGCAAAAUCAGUCAGUACAUUUGGCAGAGCUAUGGCAUCGACGACAUCUAUCGUUUCAAGGUUAGAGGGGAACCUAGAGCAAUUGUAGUUGUAACCGCUAGAUCCGGCUGCUCAUGGAACUGGUUGACAUAUCGGUAUGUUAAGAUUGGAGCGGAUUUCUCUGUAACUACACUGUACGAUGGUGAGAGUUUGGCAGAUGAUCUUGGUGUAACCAAUACAUUACAAGGGAAUGGACCCAGCAGCUUUUCGGAUUCUAACCUGUACUUCAUUGAAGUCACAUUUGCACCCGGCAAAACAACCCCGACCGCUUUGAACAGCCUGACUCAACAGAUCUUACGUCUGAGAGCAGACUUACUCAACCAGGAUAAAGAAUUAGCUUUCUACAAAGUCCUGGGACAAGUUCCAGCACGGAUCCUGAUUUUUGCGAACCUCUUGCCGUCCAAGGCAGAUUCUCUCUACACUACUUUCAGCUGUACCGAUGGUUGCAGCAUGAAACUGACUGCGAUUCAGAGCCUUAGAGACUAUGUUGAAGACUGCUGAUGAACGCCUUCCGAUGUAACAAAUCGUAUUUCUCAAUUAACUUUCAGACACAGCAA